ACCACACAUCAAGGAGGAGGGCUGCAGAGCUCUCUGCCCCUCAUUACAUAGUACACAAUACCUUCCGCCAAUCUUCUCACCUUUCUUUUCUCUUCUUCGAUACCCACUUUUCACCGGCCGGCCGCAAGUACUGCCCGCCAAUUUUCCUCACGCUUUUUCUCGGCUCCCACACCACUCAAAUUUUUCAUCCUCCCACCCUGCACUCGCGGCUACGCAAGUGCACCCAAGAAAAAGAAGAUGCCUCCCAAGAAAGCCGUCGUCGAGGAGAAGCUCCUGCUCGGCAGGCCUGGCAACAGUCUGAAGAGCGGUAUCGUCGGCCUUGCCAACGUUGGUAAAUCCACUCUCUUCCAGGCCAUCACCAAGUGCUCGCUUGGUAACCCCGCCAACUUCCCCUACGCCACCAUUGACCCCGAGGAGGCGCGCGUCAUUGUCCCCGAUGACCGCUUCGAUGACCUCUGCAAGAUGUACAACCCCAAGUCGAGGGUCCCCGCCGACCUGACCGUCUACGACAUCGCUGGUCUUACCCGCGGUGCCUCGACUGGUGCUGGUCUGGGUAACGCCUUCUUGUCGCACAUCCGCGCUGUCGAUGCCAUCUUCCAGGUCGUGCGAUGCUUCGACGACGCUGAGAUUAUCCACGUCGAGGGUGACGUUGACCCCAUCCGUGACUUGGACAUCAUCAGCGAGGAGCUCCGCCUCAAGGACAUUGAGUUCACCGAGAAGGCGCUUGAGAACCUCGUCAAGCAGACAAGACGUGGUGGUCAGUCGCUUGAGAUGAAGAAGCUCAAGGAGGAGCAGGCUACCGUGGAGAAGAUCCUCGCCAUGCUGAAGGAUGGCAAGGACGUCCGCAAGGGCAACUGGGGCCCCAAGGAGGUCGAGACCAUCAACCCUCUCUUCCUUCUCUCAGCCAAGCCUGUUGUCUACCUCGUCAACUUGAGCGAGAAGGACUACAUCCGCCAGAAGAACAAGCAUCUGCCCAAGAUCGCUGAGUGGGUGAAGACAAACGCCACCGGCGACCCCGUCAUCCCCAUCUCUGUUCAGCUCGAGGAGCGCCUGGCGGUCAUGUCUGACGCGGAGAUGACCGAGGAGUGCAAGACCCUCGGCACCAAGUCGGCCCUCCCCAAGGUCAUCAUCACUAUGCGCAAGGCUCUCAACCUCGGCAGCUUCUUCACAACCGGCGCCGAUGAGGUCAGGCAAUGGACAUUGCGCAACGGCACCAAGGCGCCCAAGGCUGCUGGCGUCAUUCACGGUGACUUCGAGAAGACGUUCAUCCAGUGCAUUGUCUACAACUACACCACGCUGAAGGAGUUCGGCGAUGAAGCUUCGGUUAAGGCACAGGGCAAGAUCAUGACUAAGGGCAAGGAGUACAUUGUUGAGGAUGGUGACAUCGUGCUCUUCAAGGCCGGUGCGGCUAAGUCAUAGAGCGAUGGUGGGAUCUGGACGAGCGCGUCCUGGGUAUGAUAAAAACUAUACCCUUUUACGCGUCACAUGAAAAGCGGAAAAUCUGCGACAAUGAAUGAAGAAAUGUUUACAACUACU
Boeremia exigua is the source of this 1536-nucleotide messenger RNA. Its product is annotated as GTP-binding protein-like protein YchF. The record is from RefSeq and is a predicted model, not a curated record. Gene Ontology annotation, molecular function: ATP binding; GTP binding; ATP hydrolysis activity. The transcript is spliced from 3 exons. Lineage: Eukaryota; Fungi; Ascomycota; Dothideomycetes; Pleosporales; Didymellaceae. The coding region runs from base 238 to 1419 and encodes 393 amino acids. Gene Ontology annotation, cellular component: cytoplasm.